This is a messenger RNA of Acaromyces ingoldii, 1133 nucleotides long. RefSeq names its product NAD(P)-binding protein. The record is from RefSeq and is a predicted model, not a curated record. Lineage: Eukaryota; Fungi; Basidiomycota; Exobasidiomycetes; Exobasidiales; Cryptobasidiaceae. Bases 113 to 919 code for a protein of 268 amino acids. The transcript is spliced from 4 exons.
UGACGUCUUCGGAUUUAAGCGUCACUUCUCCACUUGCACGCGGCGGAAUGUGAUGCCCAUAUAACCUGACCAGUCGACGACGACCCUGCCAUUACCCACAUUCCAACAGACAAUGAGCGCUACUAACACCUCGGCGGCGGCCGUUGCUGCUGCCAAGCAGAUCGUCGUGAUCCUCGGCGCAGGACCGGGCCUGGGCCUGUCGGCUGCACGGGUCUUUGCUCGAGAAGGCCAUCCUGUCGCGCUUCUCUCCCGCACCCAAUCGCGCCUUGACGAGCUGGCCAAGCAGAUCAAUGAUGAGGUAGGCGAUCCUGGACGCGCCAAGGGAUACGCGGUCGAUGCAACGAAGCGCGAGGCCAUCAAUGGUGCAUUUGAGAGCAUCAGCAAGGACUUCAAGUCGGCCUGGGUGCACACGGCCAUCUUCAAUCCCGGAGGUGGCUUCAUAAGAAAGCCUCUGCUCGAGACGACCGAAGAAGAUAUCAGGAAUGGCAUUGACACUCAGGCCGUCGGUGGCCUGCUGUUCGCCCAAGCCUUUAUCCGCACUCUACAGUCCAACCCCAAGUGGCAGGAGCCAUCGCCGUUCCCUUCGUCUGCCCUGGGCAACCUCAUCAUUACCGGCGCGACGGCGUCCCUCAAGGGCAGCGCCAAUUUCUCCGCAUUUGCCGCCUCCAAGUUUGGCCUGCGGGCCAUUGCGCAGAGCGCAGCACGCGAAUACGGCCCUCAGGGCAUCCAUGUAUCCCACUUCAUAAUCGAUGGCAUCAUUCAGAGCGAGCGGGUCAGCAAAUUCUUUGGAGACAAGUACGAGCCGCACACGCGCAUGGACUCCGACGCCAUUGCCCAGGUCUACCUCGACACGGCGCGUCAGCACCGCAACACAUGGUCCUUUGAGACGGACCUCAGGCCUGGUCCAGAGCGAUGGUAGUGUUUUCAUAUCUUUGCUACUUGAGGGACUACUAUUCAGAUCAGAUGCGAAUGUCGAUGAUGAGCUAGCCGCUCUUGGGGUUGUACUUGAUGCCCGACGAGGGGCAGGUCGUUUGGCCGUCGAGCGGGGCGACGAGGACGAAGUUGGAUGCGCUGGUGGCGCGACCUGUCGUCUGGUGGAAGACUGACAGAACAAAGAGUGAUGAACGAUCAGA